AUGCCCCUAGCGUGGAUCGGUGGUCGUGGCCCUCGUGACGGGGUGAAUGGUCUGGAUCGGCUGGCGUGGCCGAAUGUCCGGGUGGAUGCCCACGGGCGCCACUGGGCAUUUUGCCUGGGAAGCACCUGUCUCCUCGCGAUCCUCUGGUUUCUCGUCGACCGAGAUCUUCACGAGGCUGCCUGGAUACGACAGUGGGAUCGAAUCGGCUCCGCGAACCGACAACUGCACCUCGUGCUCGUCGAAAACCUUCCGGCCGGCUAUCGGGACGCAUCAUCACUGGGGACGUGGUAUCGACAGCAGCUCGGGGACGUCCUCGAGGGCGUAUACGUCAUCGAGGAUGCGACAGAACUGGCGAGGCACAUGGCGGACGCGAAGGAGACCGGCGAGAAAGAGCGACGACUGUCACAAAGGAUCGCUCGCUCCCGGACGGGUCCACCUGGGGAGGACUGUGACGCGAAGGGCGUCAUCGUGCAGGCACACCAGUCUCUCCUCCGCCUCAAGGGGAGCCCCUCGGCCCUCAUCCAGUUCAAGGAUGGCCGCAUUGCGUGGUAUGUCGCUCACACGGUGAGUUGGCCCCAAGCAGGCCACAUGCGCCCACACCUCCUGGACGGGUCGGUCGACGACCUCGUCUUCGAGAAUCUGGGUCCUUCCUGGGAGGCCGCGGGCUCCUCCAGCGCGGUGGGUUCGGUCGUGAUAGCCGCCUCGAUGGCGCUCUGCGCCCCACUCAUCUCCAUGACCGGCACCCUGUCCCAGCUCGACUCGGUUGCACGGCUCGUCCCCCACGGCCAGGUCAUCCUGGCAUGGCCCUCUUGGUUGAAGGGUCUGGUUCAGGGCGUCGCGCCUCAGUUGGCGGUGACCUGCAUCUUGGGUAUCUUUCCCCACGUCCUGCGCGCUAUCGUCCGACGACAGAGGCGUCCCACCGCGCUCGAGGUCGAGUUGGCGGUCGACAAGUGGUACUACGACUUCCUCUUUGUCUUUCUCGUGCUCAAUGUCUCCAUCUCGGUCGCCGUGACCACGCUUUUGGCGCAGGUCGCCGACAACGUGAGAAGCAUUCCCUUCAUCCUCGCGGAGAACCUUCCGAAGGCAGCGACCUACUUUUCCUCUUACGUCGUGACGUCGACCCUUCUCGCGUGCGGGCGCGACCUGUCUCAGCAAAUCUCCCUUCUCCGUUAUGCCGUGGGCCGCCUUUGGUCACCUCGCUGGACAUCACCGUCGCCGACACUGGACUCCCUCCAGUGGGGAUUUGUCUACCCGCGCGUGGAGAUCGUGGCCUGUAUCGUGAUCGUCUAUGGUCCCUCGUCCCCUUUGAUUCUGCCCCUGGCGUUUCUCUCCUGUGCGCUGAUGUCUCUUUCCUACCGUUAUCUCCUUCUCUACGUGGUGCGUGUUGAGGUCGAGACCGAGGGGAAACUCUACCUCCUGGCUAUACGUCAUCUGUUGUUUGCCAUGGGCGUCCAACAGGUCUACUGUCUGGGGUUGUUCUCGCUCAACGCGGUCGACACGGGCUCUCCACACAGCUUUGUGCAGGCGGCGAUCGUGGCGGUGUCUGGUCUGGUCACCUUUCUGCUCGAUCGCCACGUUCGCCGUCAAUUUUCGCCCUUGUUUGUGUACAAACCCUGGAGCGGGAUGACCGUCGGGUGCAUCCACGACCGUGCUGGCCAAGAACAGGCGCGAAGGGCGGAGAAAAUCGUGCGGGAGGCUCGAGCCACGUUGGCGCUCCGAGCUUGUGCUGUCGAUGUGGAGCACUAG
This is a messenger RNA of Exophiala aquamarina CBS 119918, 1746 nucleotides long. RefSeq lists its product as uncharacterized. Gene Ontology annotation, molecular function: calcium-activated cation channel activity. Lineage: Eukaryota; Fungi; Ascomycota; Eurotiomycetes; Chaetothyriales; Herpotrichiellaceae. The transcript has 2 exons. Bases 1 to 1746 code for a protein of 581 amino acids. Gene Ontology annotation, cellular component: plasma membrane. The record is from RefSeq and is a predicted model, not a curated record.